AUGGAUAGACAAGGAACCGAGGGCCCUCCGCCACUACCCAGUCAACUUUUGUCGCCCGGUGCGCAACAACCCGCUCUUCCAGCUUAUUGCGAGAUGUUGGGUGACUUUCUCCAAAAGGCGCCGUUUCAAACCAAUACCUCCAGAUCCCUCAACGUCCCGCCUGAGCGGCUGUCUGUUGACAGGACCUCAAAUAACCGGCCUCAGCCUCCUGGUGGUAUCGAACUCGACGGCCGAGACAAUAUCUCGGAUUCUGGGGCUACGACAGAACCGUUGGCCCAUGAUGAAUUGGAGAAUCUUCCCUAUUGGUAUGAGGCGCAGCAGGUUGAAAAGAGCCUUAGGAUUUGUCAUGUCGGAGAUAAAGUAUGGCGAAAUAAUAAAUAUGUUCACCGUGUGCUUUAUGAGAAGGAAACAUAUCUCCCAGACCAUUGGCUCCCUGAAAAUGCGAGGCUCCAGCUGCGGAAGGAGGAGCAAAAACAAAGACGGAAGGGGGAGAAACAAAAGAAAAGGAAGGAGAAGAAACAACAAAGGAAGGAGGAGAUGCAACAAAAGAGACAUCUGAGGACAUUACGUCCUCAACCAUCAACACGCAAUUAA
This is a messenger RNA of Coccidioides immitis RS, 594 nucleotides long. RefSeq lists its product as uncharacterized. The record is from RefSeq and is a predicted model, not a curated record. Bases 1 to 594 code for a protein of 197 amino acids. NCBI's taxonomy places the organism in Eukaryota, Fungi, Ascomycota, Eurotiomycetes, Onygenales, Onygenaceae. The transcript has 2 exons.